CCAGAAUUUAUUUCGCCGGGAAAUUUAACCACCACUAUUUUUCAUUUUGUCUUUUCCUUGUUUAGCAGUUCAGCCCUUUUCUCUGGUUAUCAUUUGUCUUCCCCUUGUUUAUCAGUCCGUACUCAACCGCUUCAUCUUCAGGGGAGUGGCAUCCAUGGCUACCAAAAUCUCCUUCACUCCAACCCACAACUUCCCUCCGAGACUUGGAAAUUUCGCGAAGUACCCACAAACCAUUCCUCUCUACCCACUUCAGCCGCUGAAUGUUUCUCACAGAAACUGCCAUCUCAAAGCAGGUUCAGGCUCAGCUGCAGCAGCGAAAGUUCAAGCUUUGAAGGAAGACUUGAUCGAGUCGUUGAAUUCGGACACUUCUGCUGAUUCCGCGACUGCAUCUCCUUCUUCCUCGAAGCUCGUCCUUGUUGUUGGUGGCUCCGGCGGUGUGGGGCAGCUGGUAGUGGCAUCUCUGCUUACCAGGGGAAUCAAAUCGCGGCUGUUUCUGCGUGAUCCUGAUAAGGCAACUGCACUCUUUGGGGAUCAAGAUAAUGAGAUAUUGGAGGUACUUAAGGCGGACACUAGGAAUUCUGCGGAUCUCGAUCCAUCCAUGUUUGAGGGAGUCACACAUGUGAUCUGUUGCACGGGGACGACAGCUUUUCCUUCGAGGCGAUGGGAUGGAGAUAAUACACCAGAAAGAGUGGAUUGGGAAGGUGUAAGGAAUCUCGUUUCUGCUCUACCCCCAUCAGUGAAGAGGCUUGUUCUUGUUUCAUCAGUUGGUGUAACCAAGUUCAACGAGCUACCUUGGAGCAUUAUGAAUCUUUUUGGUGUGCUCAAGUAUAAGAAGAUGGGGGAGGACUUUGUUCGCAUAUCCGGACUUCCAUUUACCAUAAUCAGACCGGGGAGAUUAACAGAUGGACCAUACACGUCAUACGAUUUGAAUACUCUCCUGAAAGCUACUGCUGGUGAGCGACGUGCAGUUAUCAUUGGCCAAGGAGAUAAACUCGUUGGAGAAGCAAGCAGACUUGUAGUGGCUGAAGCUUGCAUUCAGGCAUUGGACAUCGACUUUACUGAAGGCAAUGCCUACGAGAUCAGCUCAGUUGUGGGGGAAGGUCCAGGAAGUGAUCCAAAGAAAUGGAGGGAUUUGUUCGAAGCUGCCCGGAACCAGUGAAUUAUACUUCUCCGCCGCCAUUACAUGUGUCUAUAGGUACUAAAUGCCCUUGCAAAGUUUUCUGCUGUAAGUAAUGAUCUCUUUUGUUGUUCUUUCUGGUGUCCCUGUACUCAAAAUCAUAUCCAGAAGCUGAUCCUAUUUAAGUCGAAAGAACGAGGAUUGAUCGGGAGUUUAAACACCUCGAUAAGGUGAUGAUUAGUGCACCAAAUCUAAAUACCUCGAGAUUUCAUCUGUAGAUAUUAACGAUUCAGCAUCCAAACAAGCCUUGACAGUUCAUU
Messenger RNA from Linum trigynum, 1437 nucleotides. Lineage: Eukaryota; Viridiplantae; Streptophyta; Magnoliopsida; Malpighiales; Linaceae. The record is from the annotation of a GenBank genome assembly.